AUGGAAGAAGAAUGGUUAUCUACACAUUUUGACUUUGUUAUUAUUACAGUACCCAUCGGACAUUUAAAACAAUUUUCUUCAACAAUGUUCCUCCCUCAACUUCCAAAACAUAAAUUAAAAAUAAUUGAAGCUAUAGGCUUUGGAAGUAUGGAAAAAGUUUUUCUGGUCUAUGAUAAACCCUUUUGGCCUGAAAAUAUGACGUCUUUAAUAGCUUUGAAUUGUAAUUGUGAAGAGGAGGAGGAAGGAAGGAUUAGAGACAGUCUUCACACAUUACAACCACAUCCUUGGGCAAAGAAUAGGGUGAGGAUUAAAAAUUAA
Molecule: messenger RNA, 318 nt
Organism: Meloidogyne enterolobii
Lineage: Eukaryota; Metazoa; Nematoda; Chromadorea; Rhabditida; Meloidogynidae
Source: the annotation of a GenBank genome assembly